Lecanosticta acicola is the source of this 603-nucleotide messenger RNA. NCBI's taxonomy places the organism in Eukaryota, Fungi, Ascomycota, Dothideomycetes, Mycosphaerellales, Mycosphaerellaceae. The record is from the annotation of a GenBank genome assembly.
AUGGCCGUCGCCUCGGAAGCAAUCACCAACAUCCUCCACCAACUAAUGGACGAAUACGGCUCUCGCCUCAGCAUCGACGGCGGCUCCGACGUCCUCGUAAGCGACCCUUCCCUCGCCAAAUCCCUCCACGAAGCCACCGAACCCGUCCGAACCCCCUUCGGCCCCAAAAUCACAAUCACCGCCCGCUCAACCCCCGAAGCACCCCGAGACCUGCCCAAUACCAGCGUCGUAGCAGCCGACGCCCUCCAGAUGGACCACUACACGCACGCCGUCUUCGGCAUCGACGCCGAAGACCCGAAAUACAUCCUCGAGGGCCUCAAGAAGAUGCUGUACGGGAUGCGGCCCAAGGGGUAUGCGAUUGUGAUUUCGUUGAAGCAUGAGACGAAGCGCGGGGAGAAUGGCGAGGGGGGUACGGUGAGUUUGGAGGAUAAGAUGAAGUAUCAGAGUAAAGGGAAGAUUGACAAUUUGAGUGAUGUGCUUUAUUAUGCUGGGUUUGAGAGGGGACGGAUUAGGAGUCUUGACAAGGUGGCGAAAUUGAGUGAUGGGAGGGAACAAGGGGCGGAGGUGAUUUUGGCGAUGAAAUGGGAUCAGUUGACUGCGUGA